GCAUGUUUGUUUAUACCACCUACAUCUAAUGCAGGCUAGAUUAAAACGAAACACAUGUUUACAUUCAAAUUUCUCUCUAUGUGUGUGAUCUGCCAUGUGAGUAAGCAAUUGGUGAACUCAUUUGCCCAGAGGAACAUGGGAGCUUUUUAGCAUCUCAGAAAUCAAUAUUGUGAGAUCAAUGGGUCUCUGCUGAAGUGCUUUUCCCUCGUGAAAUCUGUGUCACACAUACACUGGGACACAAAAGAACUGCAAAAAAAGGACCACAAAGACCUUAUAUGUCAAGCUCUGCUGCUGGAAAGAAGACUUAAAAAUAGCAUUCGAAGAGAACACAGAUUCUAAGGAUAGACUGCAAAAUGACCAACUUCACAGAUGAAGAUCUAGACAACUAUUUGCAAAAUCAGGUGGAUCUCAGACAUCGGCAGGUUUCAAAGUCUGUAGAAACUGUGCAGAAAAUCAUCAAAGAUCUUACGGCUGCGGUCAGCUCAAAGGAUGCUCGUUUCCAGUCCAUUGCAAACUCUGGAGUUCAUAAUGCCAGCCUCAAAGACCAGACAGCUUUAGUUUCAAAAUGGUCUGCAUUACUCCGGGGAAGAUGUGCAUACAACCCCGCCAUCCAAGUGCUCACUCCAACUCUGUACCUGAUCUCAGUGCCUCUACAGGGCCUGAUGGGUUAUAAGGUGAGGCGAACACGUCAGUGGCGUUACUACUCGCUGAGCGGGUCUCGUCUCCUCUCACCGGUCCGUGAGCCAGAGAAGCUCUACCAGUGGCUGGAGCUGGAGAGUUUCGUCAACCCGAGUCAGGAGUGGCAGGAUGCUUGCAUGACCAUUGAGGGUGAUAUUGUGCCAGCCAAGGUGGUGAACAUCUUCAAAGAGCAUCUAGAGACAUCCAUAAAGACCUGUGGACUAACAAGUAAGGUGAGUAUGCUGGAAUCAGUUGGAUCAGUGGUACGUGUUGCUGUGGAAACGUCAGAGGCUCAAAUUGAGGUGGAACUGGUUCCUACAGUGGAGCUGAUGAACUACUGGCCAAAGAGGGCUCGGUGGCCCCGGUUCUUUCAGAGAUGGCCCUCCACGGAGCGUGCGCGAUGUAUUAAGUCGUUUGGAUUCAAUCUAAUGGCCACAUCAAACUACCACUGGCUGCUGUCAUUCUCACGGGCAGAGCAGGUGCUGUUGAGUAAUAUAGAUGAGGACGGCGGUUGCCGCAGGAAGUGUUAUCGGGUGGUCAGACAGCUCAAGGAGGACGUCUGGUGCCCUGGAAGCAAACCCGUCAUCACUGCCUACCAUCUACAGACACUGCUUUUCUGGACAUGUGAGAAGUACCCCUGCACCAGGGACUGGAGAGACUUCAUGGGAUGUGUAUUACGGCUGGUGCAAAAGCUACACAAGUGUGUAAGCCAGCAUUAUCUCCGGCAUUACUUUGUACGAUCCCACAACCUUCUGAAAUAUAGCAAUACUAAUGAGCUUGAUGAGGUGGCAAAGAAGAUCAAUAAUUUCCUGGACAGCCCAGGAACAUACGUUCAUUAGAACUUCCUCUGUGGGUUAGAUGGCAUAGAUCUAUGUUAGCUGUGCUCUGGUUUGACUGCAUCAUAUUGAUGAGAUGAUCAUGGUAAUAGGCUGUGAUUAUUGUAAGUAUGUAUGUAUUUCCUCCUUUUGUCUGUCUUAUCCUGAAAUUUUCACCAGAAUUAUGAUGUCAGCUUUUUUACAGUAGGCCAACAUUGUGAAUGAACGAGAGACACUGAAUUAAAUAAUUGAAUUAAAUAUUUUUCUCAUCAGCAAUU
Rhinichthys klamathensis goyatoka is the source of this 1771-nucleotide messenger RNA. It is a transcript of the gene mab21l3, whose product is annotated as mab-21-like 3. The record is from RefSeq and is a predicted model, not a curated record. The transcript has 7 exons. NCBI's taxonomy places the organism in Eukaryota, Metazoa, Chordata, Actinopteri, Cypriniformes, Leuciscidae. The coding region runs from base 354 to 1517 and encodes 387 amino acids.